UGUCCUCACAAACGUUAACGGCAGUCUGACGUCACUCCGGAGCCGGGCCCGGCUAGCUGUCAUCGCGGUAGAAAGGACGGGCACGACAUGGGGCUCCGGUUUCCUGCGUACGGUUAUACAUGCGUCGUAGCUUAGUCAAGCUCUCUCCGGUGCCGCCGUGUUUCUGUGUACCGAGGUAACGGCGCUUUUUCCCGCUUCGACGAAGACGGACAGCGGCGAGCUAACCGGCUAGCUGUAGUUUAACCGUGAGAGCUCCGCAUGGCGUUAAUCCUGCUCACCAGGACCAGGGCACCUCUGGUCCAGACCUCCAGGUCUCUGAAGAACGAGCUCAGGAAAGGGAAACUACAAGAUGGUGCCUGUUUCAGCUGCACAGCGCUCCGACUCUCCAGUCAAAUACUUGACGGGCUCCGACUUGGUGCUUUACCCCGGUCCUCUUCAUCCAGCCCUUCCCUCCCCUUGUCAGAUGGCUACGUGGGCCCCUGCCAGAGCGCCGACUCACAGCGGCUGUUCUGCGCUUUUGUCUUGGGGGCCUCCCCUUCACCGUACCCUGCAAUCGCAACGGGGCCACAGUGGACGAUAGCACGACCGCAGGACAUCCCUGGUGUUAGGUGGAUACACACUUCGAGGAGGAGAUGGGACGACUCCAAGGUGGAGAAGUCGCUGCGUGUGCUAAAGGACAAGAAGAAGCUGGAGGAAGGAGGGCCGGUGUACAGCCCCACGCUGGACGCAGCGCCUGUGAAAAGGACGCUCCGACAGUGGGUUAUAGAUGAGGUCCGGCACUACUACCACGGCUUCAGGCUGCUGUGGAUUGAUACCACUAUUGCUGGCCGCAUGCUGUGGAGGGUGCUGAACGGACAUCCCCUGUCCCGCAGAGAGAGGAGACAGUUUCUCAGAACAUGUGCCGACGUCUUCAGACUUCUUCCCUUCCUGGUGUUCAUCAUCGUCCCCUUCAUGGAGUUCCUGCUUCCUGUAGCUUUGAAACUCUUCCCCAACAUGCUGCCGUCCACCUUCGAGACGCAGUCAAAGAAGGAGGAGAGGUUAAAAACGGAGCUGAGAGUCAAACUGGAGAUGGCCAAGUUCUUGCAGGACACCAUCGAGGAGAUCGCUCUGAGGAAUAAGGCCGCCCAGGGAAACGUGACGGAGGAGUUCUCCACCUUCUUCCAGAAGAUACGGAACUCCGGGGAACGUCCCAGUAACGAGCAGAUCAUAAAAUUCUCCAAACUGUUUGAGGACGAGCUCACCCUGGACAACCUGACUCGACCUCAGCUGGUGGCUCUCUGCCGCCUCCUGGAGCUGCAGUCCAUCGGGACCAACAACUUCCUCCGCUUCCAGCUCAUCAUGAAGCUGAGGGCCAUCCGUGCAGACGACAAGCUGAUAGCAGAGGAAGGCGUGGCGAGUCUGAACGUUAACGAGGUGCAGGCAGCCUGUCGCGUCAGAGGGAUGAGGUCUCUCGGAGUCACAGAGGAACGACUGAGAGAGCAACUCAGCCAGUGGCUGGAGCUGCAUCUGAACCAGCAGAUCCCCACGUCCCUGCUGCUUCUGUCCCGAGCCAUGUACCUCCCCGACACUCUUUCCCCCGCCGACCAGCUGAAGACAACACUGCAGACGCUGCCUGAGAUGGUGACAAAGGAGGCUCAGAUGAUUGUGGCAGAGAUGGAGCUCUCCAAAGUGGACAAUAAGACCAAGGUGGAGACGACACUAAAGGAGGAGGCAGCCAUACGCCAGGACAACAAGGACAGGGAGAUGGAGAGGUUGGCGGAUGCUGCAGAGAAAGCUGCCAGGGAGGGUGAGCUGGAGCUCGAAGCAGAGCCGGCUAAAGCCAGCGUGGCCGCUCAGUCUGAGGUUCUGAGGGAUCCGGCGCCCGUCAUAGAAGGAAUCAAGUUUGAACAGUGGCAGACAUUCCUGCGUUACCAGGAUGAGGAGAUCACCAAAGAGGAGAUUGACCUCCUGAGUGAUGCAUGCUCAAAGCUGAAGGAGCAGAAGAGGCUGUUGACUCUGGAGAAAGAAGAGCUCGAAGAACUGAAGGAUGAUGUCCAGGAAUACAACGAGGAUCUGGAAGAGAUAAAGAAGGAGCUCUCUAAGACCGGCCAAGAAAAGGCAGUAGAGGAGUCAAAGGCGAGCCAGCGUCUGUCAAAGAGAGUAAACCGCAUGAUCGGACGCAUUGACAAGAUCAUCGUGGAGCUGGAGAAGGACAAGGUCAUCCUGGAUGGACAGAUGGACAGCGGAACCACACCACCUGUUGGAUUAUUCUUUUCCGAACGUAGCGAUGCCUCAAGUCUCUUCUACGCCUUCAGGGAGAACCUCAUCAGCAUCGACGAGCUGAUCAGCGUCAUGCGGCAGAUCCAGAACAUUCCAGAGCACAAGCUGCAGAGCAUCGCCGAGGCUCUCGAUGACAACAAAGACGGGAAGAUCGACAUCGACGACGUCAUCAAAGUGGUGGAACUGAUCGACAAGGAGGACGUCGACAUCUCCACCUCUCAGGUGGCUGACAUCAUGGUGAUGCUGCAGAAGGAGGAGAAGCUGAUCGAGAAGGAGAAGGCCAAAGAAAAGGCGGAGAAGGAGAAGGCAGCCACACUCAACAGCUAACUCAUUUCUCCAGAAAGACACGCAGCACUUGUACAAAAACAAAAAAAACAAAAAAAAACAGAGAAGUUUGUGACUGGUACGCACUCACAGAAAACUCUGGACACCAGAUGGAGGGAGAGUCACAAGGUAACAGCUGCCUGCUCAAAAUGUUAUGUCACCAGAAAUCCAGCUCUUAGUUUAAAGUAAAAAAAAAAAAAAGAACAAAAAAAGGCUUUUGCCUUUUAAAAACGCACAAAAUCAAAAAGAAACUUAAAUUGCCAUUAUGUUAAACUCUUGUGGACUGAUCAUGUAUAAUAUGUUGAUAUUUGGUUUUGUGUAAUUUUACUCUAAUUUAUUGUAGUGGGAACACAAUGACAUGAAACGAUGGUUGUGCUUCCAACUUUAAGAGUUGGCACUGAUCAAAAAAAAAAAGAUGUUUGGAAAAUAUAUUAGGAGAUUUCUAGUUUAAAGUUUGAGGUGAACCGUCUUUGCCUUUCAUUUCAUUCAUGUCAUCAUCUCAGAGAAAUGAGAAAUCAUUUCUGAACUUUGCACAGUAAAAAUAAUAAUCAUGUCAUCACCAUCAUAGAUUUUCUUUAUCGUCAUUCUUCCGUGUUUUCUUCCCUGAGUUGUACGUGCACAGCGUAGCUUCCUGCUGGCUUUAGGAUGUUUAAGUGGUGGCUGCAACCCAAAGCAAAUAAUUGCACAGCAUAGAAAUGAGCUAAAAACAAUCACAUUAUGUGUAGUUUGAAAUAUUAAUUCAAACAAAAAUAAAAUAAAAAAACCUGGAUUGCAGGAUUGACGCUGCAGGAGUGUCGGAUGUUUGUCCAGAAUAAGCCAAGGACUGAAGUUAGCAACAUUUACGUUAAAAACUACUGUACUGUAAUUUUUUUUAUUUUAUUUUGUACUUAAUGCAUAAUAAUGUUUUGCCUCAUCUUAGCACAGCUCUUCAUCUAUUCCUGUUGUGUUCAAUAGAUUUCUGUAAAAUGCCAAAGUGGCACUGUGGCACAUUUAAUAACAGAUUCUGAUUAUUCCUAAAAACCAACCAGUCGAGGAUCAUAGUCGGCACAGCGACACUGAAGCAGCUCGUUCAUCAGAUUUUGGUUAGUCGUUGCUGACGGUCAGAUUUCUGUCGUGUUUGGACGUCGUCCAAUCUGAGGUCGGAGGUGGAAGUGGCUCCUCGUGAAUGUUAACUCGUUUAUUAGUUCGAUAACGUGCCGAUCUUGACCGUCGUAGUUGAAAUGCAAAGUGGCCUUCUCUCCACACAGAUACUCUGGAUUAUAUACCAUUUGUAUAUUUAUUUUUGAGCUCCGUAUUCUUCUCAGUGAAGAGGCUUUACUGGAUGAGUUCAGUCUUGUCUUAUUUGCCCUGUAGUGAUGAAUGUGUGCGCGUGGGUUAGAAGCAGGGACAAAGUGAUGAUGGAGGAUAAAGUUCGAGUCAGUUAGUGACUCACAUUCACUCACUGCCUGUUGGCAUAACUGUGUUGACACUGCAAGCAGCUAUCAUCAGCUAAAUCUGAAUAUAUGCAACUAAUGAUUAUAUUGAUAAGAAUUUGUUUUAAUUCUUUAAAAUGUCAAGAAACCCGAGAACAGACAGACUUCUGCUGAGUCGUCUGUCGUGUUGCUCGCAGUAAAGAGUCGAUCCGCCUUUACUGUUGGACUGAAUCACAUAUUUGGUAGUUUGUGUUUCACAGUCAUCUCUUGGUAACCGGCUCAGGUGUGAACGCUGAGUGGGCGACGCUCUGUUUUAAUCCGUUCCCGGAAUCCGCCGCCAGACGAGCGGAUGAUGGAAGAGGUCGUUAUUCUUCCGUCAGGCACUGUCCCGGUUCAAACCCAGCUCGGGCUGACAGGGCGAGGGCUCUGCUUCGCCUGGGACCAGUCAGACUGAUGGGUGCAGGGUAAACACUCGCCCCAUACAUGGGCCAAAGCCAGCUCCACUGGAGGGUUGUGUUUAGCUUAGAGACAAUCCGGCGAGACAUGGCAUGCUCUCCGCCGCAUAAAUCAGCCGUCAGUGUAAACACGUCCCAGGAACGUUGUGACAACUUCUCGUUUACACUUGGCAGGAGAGUGUGGUGUUUGUGUCCAUGAGCCUAACAGGUCGGACUCAGGGGAGCGCUGUGUACAUUAGCAGCACUGCCACUGUUUCUAGGCAUGGAGGGGUCAAAGGUUGUGGGGGGGAGGAUGUAUAUAACAGGGUAUGUGAGGCGGCUGGAGAUCAGAGCAGGUCUAGAAAGAUUUAAAAUGAAAUGUUGACGUGGACAACCAGAAAGCUCCGAUUAGGGCUGCAGUUAUUAUUUCCACUUCUCUCACGCAUCUGUUGAUAAUUUAGUCAAAAAAAAAAAUGGAAAAAAAACUUUGAAUUGUUUGUUUUUGGGUCAAAAAUCCAAAUAAUUUAGUUUCCAGUCGUAUAGAAGCAGCAAAAACUAAUUUUUCAAAAGAAGCUGAAUAUUUGGCAUCUUCAAAUUUCUUGUUUUGUCGUCCAACAUUCAAACAUAUUAAAUAUACAGACAGACGGAGCUUCUUUGUCACGUCUUCUUUUAAAACUUAACUACACCAAUUAUCAGAAUAAUUGUAUUCUCACACAGUUUGUGUCACUGCAGACUUUUCUCUAUUCACUCUAUUCAUCGUGAGGAAUAUAUUUCAGCCAGUCAGUGAUAUGACGAGGCAGUUAUUAUCUCCCACAUGCUGCCAGGAUGUGAUUAUGAUUUAUGAAAAGCUGCCAAACCUUCAGAUUCAUUCAAGAAAUCCUGGGGAAAGAAAAAUAAUGAAUUUUUCCAAAUGGAGAAUAAGUUGAACCCAGAUAUGAAUACCAGCAGAAAGUCGUGAGCGUUUGGCUGCAGAGUUCACGGCUCGCCGCUGGCAGCAGUGUUGCUCUGUGUUGUUUAAGCUGCUGUCUUUGAAAAGAGUCUACCCACAGUGAGAGAGGAGAAGUAUUCUGAAACUGAGCUUCAGUCAUUUUUCUUUGUCAGGUCCAGUAGAAAAGCCGAGCGUUGUUUUUUUUUAGGCUCGUUAGAAAAAGAAGUGUCUGAUUUGGGCUCGCUGACUGUUCUGAGGAGUAUUACCACUGUGUAAAUGCACUAAUCAUUUUUGAUACAGUAGGUGUGUGUGGAUGUUUGGACUCAGGGUGUGUGUGUUCAGUCUGACGUGGUGGUUUGAGCGGCUGUUGAAGUUGAAGUGACCUACGAUACAAACCGUCCUGAAAGAUUCCCGCGUGAGUUUGAGGAGACACGUUGCAGAUCUCGUGUUGACGGAAGAACAAAUAUUUAAAGCAAUAAGUCACUUAUGCAUCAUGAACCUUUUUGGAUUUUGUUUUUCUCCCUGUUUGAGGUGGAACAAGUGUUUCAUUUGUUUAAGUGAUAAUGUAAUAUCCGUGAUUUAAGUUUUGGAUUCUCUGAUAUCAGGCUGAUGUUCUGCUUAUUCGGGAGUUGAUUCUCGACAGACGUAAACCUCUUUUUUCCUUUUUUAAGUAUUUUGCACUAGCCCUUUAUAUCACUAGAAGAAUGCUACUUUUUGUAGACUAUAUAAGAAUUUAUGAGCUUUGUUUUGGAGGUGGAGGAAAGGAUCAGCAGGAGCUCAGGCUCCUCUCAGACAUAAAACAGGUGAAAACUAAAUUUAACUGCAUGUUAAACGAUAGUGCAGCCACCAUCUUUGUACACGGGAAACUUUGUUGUUGUUCAGGCAGAAAGUGAAUUUUCACUCUGCGGAUGGACGGAUGUGAUUUGAUCAGAUGUGCUUCUCCUUCUGUCUGAACACAUUAAAGGGUCAUUUUCAGCCUAGAAAUGUUUAUCAGCCUCAUGGCGGCCCUGAUUAGUGAACAUGAUAUUAAAACAACAAACAAAGUUUUCAAAUGUAUUCUAAAAGGAAAUAAUGAGAAUGGAGUUUUGAACUCUUGAGGUUUUAAACUCAGUUUAAAGGUGAUGAAGGAAACAUUUCUCACCUGGUCACAUUAAAGUUUUGCAACUCGAUUUGGAAACAAACAAACAAACAAACAAACAAACAAACAAACAGUCAUUGAAUCUGUUUUGUUUUGAGAUAAUUAUGUUUAUUUAUUUAUUUAUUCAAUCAAUUUUCAAAGUUUUUUUUUAUUAUUCUUCUUCAAAAUGAACUGGACUUUAUUUUUUAACUCAAAUGUAUGAAAAGCAUCAAUUAAAAACACAAAUUAAGUGUUCAUGUAAAGAAACAUCGCUUAGUGUUGAAUAAACUCUGGAUGAUCCUGGA
Messenger RNA from Larimichthys crocea (large yellow croaker), 6779 nucleotides. It is a transcript of the gene letm1, whose product is annotated as leucine zipper-EF-hand containing transmembrane protein 1. The coding region runs from base 259 to 2586 and encodes 775 amino acids. Lineage: Eukaryota; Metazoa; Chordata; Actinopteri; Sciaenidae. Gene Ontology annotation, molecular function: ribosome binding; calcium ion binding. Gene Ontology annotation, biological process: intracellular monoatomic cation homeostasis. Gene Ontology annotation, cellular component: mitochondrial inner membrane. The transcript is spliced from 16 exons. The record is from RefSeq and is a predicted model, not a curated record.